AUCAAGUUGUGCCACGGGGUAUAUAAAUUCUACAGACCCAGUACCUCUCACACUGACACAGAAGCUACUAUCUCCAGUGUUUGGGACCAAGACAGGACCAUGAUGAGAAAUAUGCUUAGUCUGACCUUGGUGGUGGCUGCGUGUUCGUGGUAUGCGUUGGCUGAUGUCCCCAUUCAGCCAGACUUCAAGGAGGACAAAGUAAGUAGGAGGCACAUGUACAAUGUUAAAGUUUUAUAUACACAGUCUGACAUACUCAGAGUAAUUCACUAAAGUGAGGAAUAAAAGUGAUUUUCAGAUUUAAGAUCAAAAUAGCAAAAAGUUCUCUAAGUCAGUUAUGCUGUCGGUUCAAAUAUUCUGGCUUUAAAUAUGACACUUAAAUCGAAUUUACUUUGAAUUCUCACUUUAGUUAAUAACCCAGACAGACAGAUAGACAUGUACAAUAUCGGUUGGUGGGGGGUACUUGCAGCUGACUAUAUGUCUUAGAGUAGAAAGUUACAGUACACCCAGAUGCUCUGCAUCGAUCAUUAAUCGAUCAUUAAUUCAUGGUGCAUAAGAUUGUGUGAUAUCGAUCAGGGAAAAUGACAAAAUAAAUAAAACUCAGAAAUCAGCAUUGGAACGAGUCUCUAAACGGCUUGGCAUAUGGUGAGGGCAGAAUUGGUAGAAUGUGGACUGAAACUCACAUUUAGAGUAACAACGCACACAAUCUAGUCUUAAUCCAUACUGAUUCAAUGUUUUAUUUCAUUAUGUUUUCAUAUUUCAACAUUGUGCAUAAAAUAAAGUGAAAAAUACAAAUUUUAUAUGUAUACAUCUGAUAAAUCGUUUAUCUAGAAAAAUGACAAAAAAACUAAAACUAUUAAAUCCAGGAAUAGAUUUAUUAAAAGUAUGAGCAGGUGCAGCAACCUCAGACGUAAUUUCUUAAAUUUGCUUAAAAUUUCUGGAUCCAUCCAGCAAAUAAACAACUGUCUGAAGAGCUAACAAUUCAAAUGGAGAAGAUUAAAAUGUAGCCACGGAAUAUAAGCAGAACAAAUAAAUGUCACUGAGUAACCCAAUUCUGUUAUGUUCCUGAAGAGAUGGAUUAAACUUUUUGUGUGCCAGAAGACUUUAAGAAAUCUUGCCCUACACUCCGGCACACACAGGUUUUAUUCUAGAAGCAAAGUUUAGUGGCCACUUGACUUCACAUGGAAGCCUACAGGCCACGAGCUGUUAAGUUGCUGAUGCUAAGUUCCCCUCAGUAAAUACCAGCAGGUUCAUCUCAGGGGUGAAUGGCCCCCAAGGGGGUUAAAUGAGCCAGGUAGGUAGUAGAGUGACCAUCACUGUUUUUGUUUUCAGAUUACAGGAAAAUGGUACAGCUUUGGAAUAGCUUCCAAUUCCAACUGCUUCCAAGCCAAGAGGGGUCACAUGAAGAUGUGCACCACCAUGAUAACACCCACUGCUGAUGGGAACCUCAAGGUCGCUGCUACAUAUCCCAAGUACGUACACCAUGUACCAAAAUGUGGACAAAUGGGAGAUCCAGGGGGAUCCAAUAUUUAUACUGAAUUAAAGGAGACGUGUCACUGUUUAGGUUUUUUUAUAUUAAGCUUACUGAUAUUUACCAAAUAUGUUUUUGUUAGGUAUGAAAAGUAAAAUUAAUUGUAGAAAUACACACCUAUCUAUGCAGCAACUGUCAGUCAUUGUUAUAAGCAGUGGCGUACGUAACACAGUCGCAGGGAUCGCAGCUGUGACUGAGCCUGUAGCUCCAAGGGGCCCAGCCGCAGCUGCGUUUCUGGGCCACCAUCACUUCAGGGCUGGUGCACAGCUGCACUGGCCCAGGCUCAUGGAUAGAGGGUGACUGGCAGGAGAGGAGCCCACAGCACAGCGCUCCCUUCCUGCCGGUCAAAGCAUGUAGAGUGGCUGAACGGACUGCGAGUAGAGGAGCUUCUGUUUCCCUCUACCCGGUCUGACUGGAAGUGCUCACAGAGAGUACUUCCACCAAAGUCCGCUUGGCCACACUACAUAGACAGCAGAGAGCAGGUACAGAGGAGAAUGGGGGAGAGACACAUGGAAAGGAUGGGGGGGGAAGGGAGUUGGGCAGGGGAAUGACACAUGGAGGCAUGGGGGAGGGGUUGAGACACAUGAAAGGGACACAGGGGGAACUGAGACACAUGUGGAGGGGAUUUACACAUGAAAGGGACUGGGGCUUAAUUGAGACACAUGGAAUGGACACAGGUGGAAAUGAAACACAUGCAAUUGAGACACAUGGUGGGGAAAUUUACACAUGAAAAGGACUGGAGGGCCAAUUGAGACACCUGGAAGGUAUUGGGGGAGGGGGGAUUUAAACACAUAGUAGGGACUGGGGGAGGACAUGGAAGGGAUCGGUGGGGGGAUAAGCACAUGGAAGUGACAGGGGAAUUAAGACACUGAAAGGGACUGUGGGGACUGACACGUGGAAGGUCCGAGCAUGGGGAUUGAGACAAAUGGAAGGGGAAGGGGGGAACUGAGACACAUGGAAGGGACUGGGUGGGUUUAAACGUGGAAGGAACUGGGGGGGGGGGGAUUAAGAUAUAUGGAUGUAAACUGGGGGUCUGGAUAUGGAAGGGACCAGGGGGGCAUUGAGACACAUGGAAGGAUUUGGGGGAGUGAAACUGACACAUGGAAGGGACUGAGAGAGGAAAUUGAGACACACAGAAGGGGGGGACGAGACACAUGGAGGGGCUAGGUUGGGAUGAGACCUAUGAGGGGAGGGAGGGCAUGGUAUUCUGCACCGGGGCCUGCUGGUUUCUAGUUACGCCUCUGGUUAUAAGCUCUGUUUUGUACACCUGGCAGUCAGCAUAGAGAGAGCAUAUAGAGAGAAGGAGAAAAUGAAUAUUGUUUCUAUGUCUGCUUCUCAUUUGCAAUGUGUGCCGUGACUAUACCCUGUAUGAACUGGAUUAUUAUGUCAUCUGUUAAAUCGAUAAUAUCAAUUUAACAUGACAAAUCUUCUCGUAGAAAGAGAAACACAAGUUAUAGAUUAAUUUCAAUGUUUUAUUUAAUGGUUGAAAUUGUAGAGAAUGGACAGUCCUGCGUUAAAACCAGUCCGAUAUGGAUACUCCUAGGAAGGAAGUACUAAGGGAGUAUUGA
This is a messenger RNA of Pelobates cultripes (western spadefoot toad), 3096 nucleotides long. The record is from the annotation of a GenBank genome assembly. NCBI's taxonomy places the organism in Eukaryota, Metazoa, Chordata, Amphibia, Anura, Pelobatidae.